Molecule: messenger RNA, 7181 nt
Organism: Mugil cephalus (flathead mullet)
Lineage: Eukaryota; Metazoa; Chordata; Actinopteri; Mugiliformes; Mugilidae
Product: protocadherin-9
Exons: 5
Coding region: 1701-5411 (1236 amino acids)
Biological process (GO): homophilic cell-cell adhesion
Cellular component (GO): plasma membrane
Molecular function (GO): calcium ion binding
Source: RefSeq, a predicted model, not a curated record
AUAACUGUCAAGGUUAUUUCUUCCGGACAAAUGCUGACGACUGGCUGCAGGGUGCAAAGUGUGGUGGACAGAGCGUGAAUAUGCACCCCGUGCAAAACACGCUUAGACAACGGAUUCUCUGUCUGGAGUGCAAUUAUGAGUGACUCCCACACAAGGGUUGUAUUGUGUACGCGGGUCCCAAUAUCAACGAGUUAUAGAGCAAUAAUAAUAUAUGUUGUGGCUUUUUUUUUUUUUUUUAAAUGUAUGUCCACCCCGGUGAUUGUACCCUACCUGACAACAACCUAACAGGUUGGCUCGUUUUGAUGCGUCCCUUUAGAGCCAAUGAGUGUUAUCUGCCUGCCUAUAUAGUGUCACACAGUGCAAAAAGCUAGAGGACAUCCACUCUCUCUCUUUUUUUUUUCUCCAACCCCUUCUCUACAUAAUCAUCAGCGGCACUGCCAGCUUCAUCAUCAUCAUCAUCGUCAUCAUCAUCGCCCCCCUCCAGCCUCGGGGUUUUUGGUUAAGCGUCUCUGCAGCCUGCAGCAUCUUCGCGGAGCAGCAGCAGCGGCGGCGGCAGCAUCUCUCCGCGGACAGCCCUCCGGUUCGCGCUAAGUGACGUGACUUCGGGCCAAUCCAGUCGCCGCUCGGGCUGCCGACGCCACUGAGAGAGAGGGGCGGCGUCCAAUGACGAGGGUCGGCGGGGCGGGUGGGUGGCGGCGAGGCGUCGGUGUGGUGUACUUCACCAACCCCUCCUAUGGGUUUACACAGAGUUAGUGCAAGAUAUUCUGCUCUGGGAGUGAGAGUGCAAGGAUAAACGGCACAUGCACGCUGCGCAUCGCUGUCACACUCAACAGCCCGUGUAUCUGGGUUGGCAUCUCUUAGUGGGGAUCGACUCUUGAGAUUGCACACCUCUUCCCCCCCACCCCUGCACCGCCACCACAUAAACGUCUUCAUGAUCUUUUUUUUUUUUUUUUUUUUUUUUUUUUAACCUUGUGCCUGCUGAUUAUUGAUGGAGCUCCGUGAACUUGAAACAUGACGGGACACGCGAGUCUCUUCUUUCGUUCACCUCGCCUUCACCUUCACAGGUAGAAGAGAGGGGGGAAAAGAGAGGAGGAGAGACAGAGAGGGAAAAGAAAAGAUGCCGGUUUUUGUCGGGAUGUGUACGGGGAGAUGAGCACUGAUUUUGGGACGCGUUCUAAAUGGAAGACACCACAAGCCACUGACCACCUUGCUGCGUCUGCCGGAGAGUGACGCUGAUCACCGCAAAUCACCGCCAGGUCGCACAACAAGAUCCCGUCCGCUCCCGAAGUUAAAUGGGUGGAAAGGACCUGCGACAUUUGCAGCUUCUAAUUUACCCCAGUUUGUUCGCGAUCAGCUGAUUUUCACCCAAAACCUGUUUUUGAGUCCGAUACCUCCCGCGGGGCGAUUAUUUUUUUACCCCCCAUUCCACCACCUCUACCACCACCGCCACCUCUUUUCCGGACCCAAAGGCAGAUCAGACGGAGGAAAGGAUAUCUUUACGCGAAUAAACUCGCACGGCACACUGGAUGAGAAGACUAUGAGCUGACACACUCCAGUUUUUUUUCCCCUCCUGCGCUGCAACGGAUUUGGGUUUUGCUCGUGGAAGAUUCGCCACAUGCAAGGAGCCACUGCCUCUAACAAGGUUUGCGUAGACAGAAACCUUUUGAGUUCUCGAAGGCUGGAAACAAACUAACACUGUCAUGGAUCUAAAAGACUAUUACCUGUUGGGCGCCCUACUUGCCUGCAUAUGGCUAGACCCUUCGAUAGCCCAGGAGCUCAUCUACCCCAUCAGAGAGGAGCUGCAGGAAAAUAUGCUUAUUGGAAACAUACCAAAGGACCUAAACAUUUCCCACACUAAUGCUGCCACUGGAGCAAGUGCUAAUCUUGUGUACCGGCUCGUAUCUAAAGCAGGAGAUAACCCACUGGUCCGCGUUCUGAGCAGCACUGGGGAGAUAUUCACGACAUCAAACCGAAUCGACAGGGAGAAGUUGUGCCCCGGCCCCUCGUUUGAGGACAGCGAGUGCUCCUUUGAAAUCGAGGUGGUCAUCCUGCCUAAUGAUUAUUUCAGGCUGAUUAAGAUCAAAAUAAUCGUCAGGGACACGAAUGAUAAUGCCCCCAUGUUUCCGUCCCCUGUGAUCAACAUCUCCAUCCCGGAGAACACGCUCAUUAACAGCCGUUUUGCUAUUCCGUCCGCCACUGACCCGGACACUGGCCCCAACAGUGUCCACAAAUACGAGCUGAUCAACGGGCAGAGUGCGUUCGGCUUAGACAUCGUAGAAACGCCUGAGGGGGAGAAGUGGCCUCAGCUCAUUGUGCAGCAGAAUCUGGACAGAGAGCAGAAGGAUACGUAUGUGAUGAAGAUUAAAGUGGAGGACGGUGGCAGUCCGCAGAAAUCCAGCACUGCCAUUCUCCAGGUUACUGUAACAGACGUCAAUGAUAACAAACCAGUGUUUAAAGAGAGUCAGAUAGAAGUGCACAUACCGGAGAAUUCCCCUAUUGGCACGUCUGUUGUGCAGCUCCAGGCCACAGACGCAGACAUAGGGGCCAACGCAGAGAUACAUUAUGUAUUUGGGACUCAGGUGCCUCCUGCUACAAAAAGGCUGUUUGCAUUAAAUACAACAUCUGGCCUAAUUACUGUGCAGAGACCUCUGGACCGGGAGGAGACUGCCAUUCAUAAGCUCUCUGUUUUAGCCAGUGAUGGCAGCUCGAGUUCAGCCAGAGCUACUGUUACCAUAAAUGUGACUGAUGUUAAUGACAAUCCACCUAAUAUAGACCUGAGAUACAUAAUCAGCCCCAUUAAUGGGACUGUUUUCCUCUCAGAGAAGGAUCCCAUCAAUACCAAGAUAGCUCUCAUCACGGUGUCAGACAAAGACACUGACAUCAAUGGCAAGGUCAUUUGUUUCAUAGAGAAGGAUGUGCCCUUCCAUCUCAAAGCCGUGUACGACAACCAGUAUCUGCUAGAGACAUCUGCCCUGCUUGACUACGAGGGGACAAAGGAGUACAACUUUAAGAUUGUCGCUUCUGACUCUGGAAAGCCGAGCUUGAAUCAGACCGCCUUGGUACGAGUGAGGCUGGAGGACGAAAACGACAACCCUCCUAUUUUUACACAGCCGGUCAUUGAGCUGGCUGUUAUGGAGAACAACAAACGCGACCUGUUCCUCACUACUCUCAGCGCCACAGACGAGGACAGCGGGAAAAAUGCGGAGAUAGUGUAUCAGCUGGGACCUAAUGCAUCCUUUUUCGAUCUGGACCGCAAAACGGGGGUCCUGACUGCAUCCAGGGUGUUUGACCGGGAGGAUCAAGACAGAUUCCUGUUCACGGUAACGGCGAGAGAUAACGGCACGCCUCCUCUGCAAACACAGGCAGCCGUUAUUGUAACGGUGCUGGACGAAAAUGACAACAACCCCAAGUUCACACAUAAUCACUUCCAGUUCUUUGUGUCUGAGAAUCUUCCUAAAUACAGCACCGUGGGAGUGAUAACUGUGACAGAUUCUGAUGCUGGAGAGAAUGCCGCUGUUUCUCUUUCUAUACUGAAUGACAAUGAGAACUUUAUACUGGAUCCUUACUCCGGUGUGAUCAAAUCUAACGUGUCAUUCGACAGGGAGCAGCAGAGCUCCUACACGUUUGACGUUAGGGCUGUGGACAGCGGCAGGCCUCCGUGCUCCUCAGCCGCCAAGGUGACCAUCAAUGUCAUCGACGUGAACGACAACACCCCCAUCGUCAUCUACCCCCCCUCCAACACGUCCUUCAAGCUCGUCCCCCUCUCCUCCAUCCCAGGAUCUGUGGUGGCAGAAGUGUUCGCUGUUGAUGGGGAUACGGGGAUGAAUGCAGAACUCAAAUACACCAUAGUGAGUGGGAACAACAAGGGUCUGUUCAGGAUUGAUCCCGUCACGGGGAAUAUUACCCUGGAGGAAAAGCCUGUAGUGACUGACAUAGGCUUACAUAGAUUAGUGGUCAAUAUCAGUGAUCUGGGCUAUCCCAAAUCUCUCCAUACUCUGGUGCUGGUAUUCCUUUACGUCAAUGACACCGUGGGGAACUCGACGCUCAUCUAUGAUCUCAUCCGACGCACCAUGGAGACCCCAAUUGACCGAAACAUUGGUGAAAGCAGCGAAACUUAUCAGAGUGGGGACUAUUUAACCAUAAUGAUAGCCUUCGUCACUGGCGCCUUAGUGGUGAUUAUUGUCAUCUUUGUCACUGUGCUGCUGCGCUGCCGCCAUGCAUCCAGGUUCAAGGCGGCACAGAGGAAAAAACAGGGGGCCGAGUGGAUGUCGCCCAACACGGAAAACAAGCAGAACAAGAAGAAAAAGCGCAAGAAAAGGAAGUCCCCCAAAAGCUCCUUGCUCAACUUUGUCACCAUCGAGGGGAACAAAUCUGACGACCCUGCCCACGAGCCAAUCAACGGAACCAUCAGUCUGCCCACCGAGCUGGACGAGCAAGGGAUUGGACGCUUUGAUUGGAAUGCCACACCUACCACAACCUUCAAACCGAGCAGCCCAGACCUGGCCCGGCACUACAAGUCCGCCUCGCCGCAGUCAGCCUUCCACCUCAAGGCCGACACGCCGGUCUCGGUGAAGAAGCAUCACGUGAUUCAGGAGCUCCCUUUGGAUAACACAUUUGUUGGGGGCUGUGACACCCUUUCCAAGAGAUCCUCAACGAGCUCUGACCACUUCAGUGCCUCAGAGUGCAGCUCCCAAGGAGGGUUCAAGACGAAGGGGCCCAUGCACACCAGACAGCAGGGAACAUUAACUCGUGCCCGAACUGAACUGAACCCUGAAUAUCUGGACCUUCGUCCGCGAGCCGAGCUGAACCCUGAAUAUUGGACCCCUUGCACCCCUUUAUCACAGCGGCGCGUCACGUUUCACCUGCCGGAUGGCUCUCAGGAGAGCUGCAGUGACAGCGGUCUGGGGGACCAUGAGCCUGUAGGCAGUGGCUCCCUCCUCACACAACCUCUUCCUCUGGUGCAGGCGCAGGACGACUUCUACGAGCAGGCUUCCCCCGAUAAGAGGACUGAAGCUGAUGGCAACUCCGAUCCCAACUCUGACGGUCCUCUGGGACCACGUGGCCUAGUAGAAGCUACAGAGAUGUGCACACAAGAGUGCCUUGUCUUGGGACAUUCAGACAACUGUUGGAUGCCCCCAACGUUGGGAACGUACCAGCAGCCCAAGUCACCCGUGUCCAGCUUUGGGUCUCAGAGGGAGUGGGGUCCCAAGGAAAAACUCCUCAAUGGACAUACUCUGACGAGAACCUGGAAAAAUGAGAGUGGGCGGUCAGAGCAUUUUGGUGACAGGAAGCAGUUUGGGAGCGGAGAGGGACACUUCACCAGCAGUGGAAUGGCUGAUAUUCCACUGGUGAGUUUGAAGUCCUGCCAGCCUGCCUCCUGUCCAGACAGCCCAAAGGACCAGCAGCUAUAAGAGGGACUUUGCUUCUGUGCUGUGGAGCGUCCUUGCAUCUGGACACAGCGAACGAGCGGAGCAUCUAACCAGAGCUCGUCCUCCUGUUUUGUUGUUUCCUUUCUCUCUCCCCCCCACCUCCCCCAUUUCUUCCCACUUAAGUUGACGCUUCUGCAGUUUGAUUGCCACACUUGCUACUGUAUGUAGGCCACAAAAUAGUGCUUAUGCUGUGUUCUCUACAAUCCAACUUUAUUAUGGCUCUAGGAAAAAAAACAAAAAAAACUUUUUCCUUUUUCUUCCUCUUUAUGGAUUUCUUCGACAUUCAGUUACACCUCUGUCCGCUUCAUGCGCGAACUGGACAAGUGGAGGAAGGACGAAUGGUGGAGAAAAUGAAAACAAAUUACAAGAAAAGGAAAAAAAAAAAAAAAAGACUACCAUGGCUGACCAAUAUAUACAAAUAUUUGUGGUGUGGUUGUUAUUGAGUUGUUCAGGACUAUAUUAAUCGACACAAUCAAAGAAAAUGGAAUUACAUUUCAGAAAGUGUUGUUCUGAUAACACUGUUCGUGGACACUUGUUUAUUCUGUCAUUGUCUGUGUGUUUGUAUAUAAGACUUAUUAACCACUAUCAUGUAUCUGUAAUAUCCACAGUGAGUAGGACAGUUCUUGUCAUAAUAACGGCUUGUCAUUGGCAUUGGAAAUUUCAGCUGGACAGGAGAUUUACAAUACGGCAAAAUGUACCAGAUAAAAACCCAACAGUUUCCUUUCAAAUGUCCAUCUCGUAAUAUACUCAGUGUUACCCAUAUUCUUUCACAGUCAUUUUCUUUCCCUCAGAGUAAUGCAAAACCACAGGCAAACAUUUUUUAAAAAAAGACAAAACAUUUUGUAUGAAGGAUGUCAGUGCUCAAUAUGUGCAUUAUAAAAAUGAAAAGCUCUGAAAGCUCUCCUCUACUGAUUUUGAAAGUGUUCAGUACAAUUAAAUAGCAAUAUAUUUGUAAAUGGCUAAAUGUUUUAUCUAACGUUGAUCUUAUUACUGUAUAGAUUUUACUCAAAAUUGUGAUUUAACUGAGUACAAUCCCUCAGUAGUACCUGCAAUUUAUUGUCAUAUGUGUGUAUAUAUAUAUAUAUAAAUAUAUAAAAAAAAUAUUAUUUCCACAGUUAUUUUCCAUACAUAAGAAAACACAGGUUAGGAUAAUACUUUAAUCACUGUGCCUUCAUGAUGUUUCUCCAACCACUAAAUUGUGCUUAUUUAAACGACGAGACCAUGUUGGCUACAAAGAAUAUCCAGUCUUAUAAUCGGAUGCCUUUACGCAUUGAAUGUUUGCCAAAUUUAGAGACAUAAUCACACAGAUGUAAACGUACAAAAAUCCAGAUGUUGAUCCUAAAGAAAAACACAAAGGCAUGUGCAGAUAAUGGGUCAACCAUUAAAGCUCAUCUGUCUUUCCACUGUCUGAAAAGGUUUGUUUCACUCCACAGCAUGGAAGGCAAAUUACACAAUGGAAUAGCAUGCUAAAAAAAGAUAUAGCUUUUGAAAUUAACUUGAUAAUUUUUUUUUUUUUUCGUGUCAUUUUACUUUGUUGGGAUAUGGCUGAUUUGUGCAUUAAGGCGACGUUCGGUUUGUAAAGCACUUUCAUAUUUAUGUCACAGUAUAAAGAAGUUAAGUGGGAUGGAGUGAUUCGCUUAUCGCAGUAUGUUUGUCAGUUGUGAGGGUGUUUGGCAUCACAGAUACUGAAACAAUUAAUCCUUGUUACUACUCUACAGGUAUACAGCUACUGCAAUAAAUGUUUUGAUUAUG